GACCCCUCCUCCGCCACCUCUACCUGCUCAUGGCUCCUCGCCAGAGAAGAGGGGACCUCUGAGGGAAGAGGACCCCGACUACAAACCACCUGUUCCGCCCCAUCGGAACAUCCCGUUGAUGAGCGACGACGAGCCUGCGCCGGUCCAGCCGCGCCGACACCACCACCACCAUCACAACCAACACAACCAACACAGUCGCAAUAAUGACAGCCAGGGCAAUAACAACAGCCAGAAUGGCCAAUCGAGGCAUGAAGAUGAAGAGGAUGACCUCCCAGAUCCCACGUUUGUUGAGUUUCCGGAUCAGUCUCCAGGCCCUGCACAACUCCAGGGAAGCAUUGCAGAGGUGAAAAGGGCAAACAUAGUUGGGAAUCCUAUGUUUUCAUCAACUGAAGAAGAGGAUGAUGAUGAAUCCGAAGACGAUCAGGGAGAGGUGCAAAGGGUACGAGAGGAGCUGUUGGGUCUUGAUGACCUUAAUAUGGACUAUGACCAAAUAAUGGAGUACUUUGACAACUUGAAGGAGUCUAACGCAUAAAUCUAUGAGAAUAUUUAUCUUCAGUUUGGAUUAUAGCAUUGUAAGAAACCUCAGUCUAUUCUAGUCAUGUGUACAAUUCCAAUGAGGUAACUUACUAAUGUUUUACUCAUGGUUGAGUUAAGGAGCCAAUACAAAAGUUAUGGUAUGCUUUUCACCAUGAGUCUAUGUGAGCAGAUGCUAUUGUUAGUCAAAGCACAAAAGUUUUUAAUAAGUUGUUUGGACUUUGCUUUGUAAUUAAAUAAUACUGUAUAAGCUUUAUGUGGUUUUAUUCUUGUAUUGUGCAUUUGUGUAGGCUGUAUUUAAUCACCUAUAUAAAAACAAAGCACUGACAAACAGCAUGAUCUGUAAUGGAGAUUCUUAGAGCAUGCCUGCAAUACAGUACUUUCUUAUUAGAAUCAUCAUAUUUUACAUGAAAGAUGAUAUCAACUUCUUAAUUAUUUAUAGAUUGUAUUUUGAAUCAAAUGGUUGCACACAUCUUACAUCUUAAUGCUACCAUGCUGAAUCUGAUUCAGGAGUGAUUGAGAAAAGUGUGAAAAUGCAUACCGCCUACCUUAUAUGUGAUCUUCAUAGAAUUGCAAAACGAAAAGUCAGGUUUUUGCAUCUGUUGCUGCCUCAGUACUAUAACACAACUUCCUUUGUUCUUUUAUUAGACUUUGAGUGCUUCCUGCAAACUUUUUUCUUUUUUUCUUUUUUUUUAUAAAAAAGGUUUGCGUCUCACAAAAGCAGAAUGCUUUCUGUUAAGUUACCAUAUCGUACAGUAUUCACCCUCUCUUGUAUGUUGCCGUUUUCAUUCCUGAAAUAUUUAUAUUUAUAGUUUUAUGAUACCGUAAAAUGUUAUCAUAAUAUUUUAUUACAUUUAUUAUUUUAUGACAUUUUUAUUGCUUUUCAUUUUUAUGAUUUGAUGUCUUUAUAUAGGUUUAAAUUGUUUAAUUAAGGCUUGCCUUGUUUGUUAGAUUUGUUUUGUACCUUUUGUUUCAGAAUGAAGAACAGACAGAUAUCACAUUUUCAAGGUUUAGGAAAAAUUGUGCAAGAAACCUUUCAGAUGUCUAUUUCCCCUGCUGAAGAACUCCAUCCAUAUCAGCUAUAACGGAUUUUAACAUUGCUAUUGAAGUGUAAACUGCUUUACUUUGUUAUGGUGCUGUCAGUAGUAAAAACAGAAAUUUGAACUGCUUGAAAAUUAGAUUUAGUAUUGUUCAUAAUAGCAAGUAUUCUCACAAAGUCUUGCUCUUAUCAGUAAGAAUGCUGUCAUUUUAAUUCUAGUCCCAUGAUCAUGGAAUACACACCACAUGUGUGCAGCUGGCUUUAAUGUAAGUGUACAUGUUAAUAUGUGCUGUUGUAUAUAUUUACAGGGUUAUAUACCGAAUGAGAUAUUGUCUACAGGGGAGAUUUCUCAUCUUCUCUGUUCAAAGAAAAUGUUUUGAAUUGUUCCUGAUAGUUUGAUACUACCUUGCUGGAUGUAUUUCAUCUUCAGAUGCUAUUGUUAUAUAAUUGAUUUGUGUACGUAAAAUUUUGUAGGCAAAAAACACCCUCCUGCUAAAUAGAAAAGAGCCUUCUUUACUACCUACUUUUAGUAAAUACCAGUAAAUGUUAGGGGAAAAUAUCUUGUGAAUGAAUGCACAGUCUUGAUGAGGCAUCAGAACUGUACUUUGUGUUAAAUGUACUGUAAAUUGAAAAGGAACUGUUAAGUCAGUCAGUUGUUGUUACUGUUUUUGUCUGCUUUUUUCUUAACCAUUUUAAGAAAAGCAAGAUUUAUGUUCUAGUCAUAAACUGUGCUUGAGAUAAAUGACCAACAAUGAUUUGAAGUGGUUUCCAAGCCACAGAUUGAAUGCUGGUUGAGUAUGCAUCCUAUUCCUCGGUGCCUUGUGAUAUUUAUUUCAGAGGUAAAUCAAACCAGCUUCCUUAUGAUGAUGGGGGUGCAUAAGCAGAGAGUGCAAGAUACAAUAGACGGUCCUUUCUUCUCCUUAAUUACUGCUCUCCAAAAAGAAUAGCCAUCAGAGAAAGGCUCAAAAUAUGAUAUAAAUUCAAUGCUAUUAUUUCCUUGAAACAAUGGUUUAACUAAAAAUUUUGUAGAAAAAACAUCUGAAGGGUGUAAACAGAAAUAUUGUUUGGGAUGUUAUGUAACCAACCUUUGUAUAACUGCGUUUUCAAUUUAAAAUUAUGUAUUUCUAAGAAGUUAGACUCAACAUAUCACACAUAGUAUUUCUUUUUUAAAAAGUUUCACUGGGCAAUUUUGUUAUGAAUUGAAAAAUCAUGAUUUAUGUUUAUAUUUAAUCAAGCAAAUCUCUGAAAACAUAGAUAUUUCUAGUUAUUUAUUUCUACUGUUCUACUAAAAUCAUAUGCAGCUUAUCCGUACUUAUUAUGGACAGUGAAGAGACUGAUACUAAAAUACUCCUGCAAAGAUAGCAAAUUUUAUGUUUAUUUCUUUCAACUAUGUUGUAUCACAUCAGAAAUACUCAGAAAGUAAUAUUUCAUUUUCAAGGAUGUUCUAAACUGAACCAAGAGUUUUAAGAUGAUGUUAUUCUGUUAAAAUGUAAACAAAACUAAGAGGUGUAAGUACAUCUCUUUGCAUGAUAUACCUUUUUGGUAACUUUUGCAUUACCAUAUGCAUUUUGAACCCAGCACCUUAUCCCUGGUAUACUCAGAGCUUAAGCAGUAAAAGUUUGUAAACCACUGUUAUAGGAAGCUAGCUACAGUAAAUGCAGCAUCGUACAUUGUAAAUGAGAUGAAGAACGUCAACCAUAAAAAGUUCAUGCUGCAGUUAAUUUUUUGACAAAUUGAUAUAAGAAUUACAGGAUAGUGCUGUAUUCGACCUCAAAAAAAAAUAUCUGAAGAAAGAUGCAUGUUCAUCAGUGUAUAAAUGAAAAGUGGUUACAUUGACAUCAAUAAAUCUAUACAAAAAAAUAA
Molecule: messenger RNA, 3436 nt
Organism: Frankliniella occidentalis (western flower thrips)
Lineage: Eukaryota; Metazoa; Arthropoda; Insecta; Thysanoptera; Thripidae
Source: RefSeq, a predicted model, not a curated record